Molecule: messenger RNA, 3178 nt
Organism: Phialemonium atrogriseum
Lineage: Eukaryota; Fungi; Ascomycota; Sordariomycetes; Cephalothecales; Cephalothecaceae
Product: H(+)-transporting V0 sector ATPase subunit A
Exons: 5
Coding region: 90-2678 (862 amino acids)
Biological process (GO): proton transmembrane transport; vacuolar acidification
Cellular component (GO): vacuolar proton-transporting V-type ATPase, V0 domain; fungal-type vacuole membrane; vacuolar proton-transporting V-type ATPase complex
Molecular function (GO): proton-transporting ATPase activity, rotational mechanism; ATPase binding
Source: RefSeq, a predicted model, not a curated record
CUCACCCCUUUGGCUUUGGUCGUCAACCUUCAUCAGAAAUCCGCAUCCCCCUCAUUUUGUGCGGCCACUGGAGCUCAAUCAUCGUCAAGAUGGCUCCAGCGCGGGAUACUCCGUUCCGCUCAGCGCACAUGAGCAUGGUGCAGCUGUACAUCUCCAACGAGAUUGGCAGGGAGGUGGUUAACGCUUUGGGAGAACUUGGCUUGGUCCAGUUCCGAGACCUUAAUGGCGACGUUAGUGCCUUCCAGAGGGCCUUUACCCAGGAGAUUCGACGCCUCGACAAUGUCGAACGCCAGCUUCGCUACUUCUAUGCCCAGAUGGAGAAAGUCGGCAUUCCUCUACGGAAGCUCGACCUUGAUGUCGAAACUCUAGCUCCGCCGACGACCACGGAGAUCGAUGAACUCGCUGAGCGAAGCAAGAGCCUUGAGCAACGAAUUUCUCAGCUCAACGACAGCUACGAAACCCUGAAAAAGCGAGAGGUCGAACUCACAGAGUGGCGAUGGGUUCUGCGAGAGGCUGGUGGAUUCUUUGACCGAGCCCAUGGCAACGUCGAAGAACUUCGAGCUUCUACGGACAACGACGACGCCCCGCUCCUGCAGGAUGUCGAGCAGAACCACCAAGCUGCCGAUGCCGAGCGAUCAUUUUCCGGAAUGAACAUUGGCUUCGUAGCUGGAGUCAUUGCUAGGGACCGCGUUGGCGCUUUCGAGAGAAUCCUUUGGCGGACUCUGAGGGGCAACUUGUAUAUGAACCAAUCCGAGAUUCCCGAGCCGUUGAUCGACCCCACCAACAACGAACCUAUCCAGAAGAACGUCUUCGUCAUUUUCGCUCACGGUAAGGAGAUCUUGGCCAAGAUUCGCAAGAUUUCCGAGUCCAUGGGCGCCGAAGUUUACAACGUGGACGAGAAUGGUGAUCUCCGAAGGGACCAGAUCCACGAGGUUAAUGCCAGGCUUAAUGAUGUCCAGAAUGUCCUACGGAACACGGAACAAACUCUUGGUGCGGAGCUUAGGCAGAUUUCGCAGUCGAUAUCUGCCUGGAUGGUCCUCAUCACUAAGGAGAAAUCUGUGUACAACACCCUGAACCUCUUCUCAUACGAUCGAGCCCGGCGCACUCUGAUCGCGGAGGGUUGGUGUCCUACCAACGAUCUGCCUCUGAUCAGAUCUACGCUCCAAGACGUUAAUAACAGGGCUGGACUGUCGGUUCCGUCGAUCAUCAAUGAAAUCCGAACCAACAAGACCCCUCCCACCUACCUGAAGACGAACAAGUUUACGGAGGCGUUCCAGACCAUUGUCAACGCUUACGGCACCGCGACAUAUCGAGAGGUGAACCCAACGAUACCGGUCAUCGUCACCUUCCCCUUCCUUUUUGCCGUCAUGUUCGGAGAUUUUGGCCAUGCCGUGAUCAUGCUCACGGCUGCGCUAGCCAUGAUCUACUGGGAGAAACCUCUCAAGAAGGUCACGUUCGAGCUUUUCGCCAUGGUCUUUUAUGGUCGGUACAUCGCCCUCGUCAUGGCCGUGUUUUCAAUAUAUACCGGCCUCAUAUACAACGAUGUCUUCUCAAAGCCUUUCACCUUCUUCGACAGCGCCUGGAAGUGGAAUGUUCCGGAAGGAUAUAAGGGAGGAUCCUCGAUCCAAGCCACCUUGAAGGAUCCUCCCCAGAGAUACCCCUUCGGACUCGACCCCAUGUGGCACGGCAGCGAGAAUGACCUCCUCUUCUCCAACAGUUUGAAGAUGAAGAUGAGCAUCAUCCUAGGAUGGGCGCACAUGACCUACUCGCUCUGCUUCUCGUAUAUCAACGCAAGGCAUUUCAAGAGGCCUAUCGAUAUCUGGGGCAAUUUCGUUCCGGGGAUGAUCUUCUUCCAGGCCAUCUUUGGGUAUCUUGUUAUGUGUAUCCUCUACAAGUGGACUGUCGACUGGGUCACCCUCGAGAGGCAACCUCCUGGUCUUCUCAACAUGUUGAUCUACAUGUUCCUCCAGCCGGGGACCCUGGAUGUGCGACUCUAUCCUGGCCAGGAGUACGUGCAGGUCGUUCUCCUGCUACUUGCAUUCAUACAGGUCCCGAUACUUCUAUUCCUCAAACCUUUCUAUCUUCGCCGGGAGCACAACCGUGCCAGGGCCAGGGGAUACCGCGGAAUUGGCGAGAGAUCCCAUGUCAGCGCCCUGGACGGCGACGAUGAAGAGGAAGAGAACGGCCAUGCGAUAGACGGCCGGCACAGCAUGGGUAGCGAAGAUGAGGGUGUUGCUAUGAUCACGCACGACCUGGGCGAUGAAGAAGAGCACGAGGAGUUCGAGUUUGGCGAGGUCAUGAUCCACCAAGUCAUUCACACCAUCGAGUUCUGCCUGAACUGCGUGUCCCAUACCGCAUCCUAUCUUCGUCUCUGGGCGCUUUCAUUGGCGCAUCAACAGCUCUCGGCGGUGCUUUGGUCCAUGACGCUUGGCCCGGCGCUGAAGUCGACUGGAUUUGGCGGCGCUCUUUACAUUGUUGCCAUGUUCUACAUGUUCUUCAGCUUGAGCUGUAUCAUCCUCAUUGUCAUGGAGGGUGUGUCUGCAAUGCUCCACUCGCUCCGUCUCGCCUGGGUCGAGUCCUUCUCAAAGUUCGCCGAGUUCGGGGGUUGGCCGUUUGCUCCGUUCUCCUUCAAUCAGAUUCUGGAGGAGUCGGACGAGUUGAGCGAGUACAUGGGAUGAUGACUCCCAUUCUCUUCUCAUAUGUAAUUCUAGAUAGUGACUUGCAUUUGUCCGGUGUAUAAUGCUAUAGCAUAGCCGAGUGUAGACCAACGCUGAGCCCGUUAAUCUACAACUGUUGGAUUUCGUCUUGUUGACCCUGAUAAGCAUUUUGAUCCUAGUGUGUGUGUGGCUUGACGUUGGGGAGAGAUUCCCAAUCCUUCCAGUGUGCUCUGCAAUAGAUUCGACACUGCAGCCAUGGAUAACGGUCCUGUCAAACCGUUCAUAUACCUCAACUACUUUCGAGCAUGUCCAUGAAACCAGGCUGAGGUACGUCCACAUUGUACCUGGAACAUAGAAUCCACGAGGCUUGGUGUACAUACCACGGGCGAAGCCUCCUUGGAAUGAGGUAUCAAAGGAUACAGCCAAUCGACGGGGGAGCCUCGUAUCUUGCGUGAUUAUAAAAUACCGCAGACAGACAGGUUUCACAGUCGGCGGGUAUUUCACCUGAAGCUCUCGACCCC